AUGUCAUUUUAUUGUUUUGAAACGAGGCAGGACAGAACUCUUGCUCCAUAUCCACCCCCAGAGUGUAGUCAACAGCUUGACCGGAUGUCUCCGUCAGAAAUUGUAGACCAUAUAAUCGCAACGAAUAUUGACCCAUCAACUCUUGUAAAAAUUGAAAAACAAAUCGCUGUACCGCUUCGUCAACUUAUUUCACCAAGAGAAAAUCGACGUAGAAGAUGUAUUCCAAGGCCUCAAAAUAAUUUUGUAUUAUACAGAAGAAAUUUUCAUGCCGUUAUUACUAAAGAAAGAGGUCACGCUGUGGCUAAAAAUUUUAAACUUAUUUCAAAUGAAGCUGCUAAAAAUUGGUCUGAAGAAAGUAAUGAAGUUAAACAACUUUAUGAAUUAAUAGCUGAUUGUGCUAAAAAAGUUCAUGAUUGUACCUAUCCUCAAUACGUUUAUCAACCAAAACAUAAAUCUUCAAAGAAAGGAAAUAAUACUAUAUUUAGAGAAGUUACUAUGGACACUUGUAAGCAACGAUCAGAAAAAUCUAAAUCUGAUCAGACAUCAAUAAAAGAUUAUCCUCAACAACAUUUAAUUAAAGAAUGGCGUUGGGCUCAUUACGGUCAAACCGAUACACGUUCUGUUCAUAAUGAUCAAUACAAGAUACCACCUCCUCAAUCUCCUAAACCAAUGCAAGGUAAUGUAUGGAGUUUAGUUAAUGGGUUAACCACUUUGUAA
Dentiscutata heterogama is the source of this 717-nucleotide messenger RNA. Lineage: Eukaryota; Fungi; Glomeromycota; Glomeromycetes; Diversisporales; Gigasporaceae. The record is from the annotation of a GenBank genome assembly.